UCUCUCUGUGUCCGACUUGACGCGCCUCUCUCCUCCUGUGUAGAGCCUCGCGUUGUGGAGCAGUAGCCGCAUAUUUAAACGCGUUUCCAUAAUGCGAGCGUGAAGUGUAGUCCAUGUAGUGAAAACACGGAGAGAGAGAGAGAGAGAGGGAGGAUUCAGGCGGACAGGAGGGUUACCGGCUUUUUACAACCGAGCCUGUCAGUCAGUGGAUAAAAUGUCGAACCGAAAGCACCGGGACAACCAGGAGAUAUGCGCCCGCAAGGUCCGCGAGCUGGCCCAGUCUGGAGUAAACAAACACUGCUUCGAGUGCAACCAGCCCGGGGUGACUUACACCGACAUCACGGUGGGCAGCUUCGUCUGCACGUCGUGCUCCGGAAUGCUACGAGGCCUCAACCCUCCCCAUAGAGUCAAGUCCAUCUCCAUGACAACCUUCUCCCAACAGGAAGUGGAGUUCCUCCAAAACCAUGGCAACGAGGUCGGGAGGAGGACAUGGCUGUGCGUGUUUGACCCAAAGACGGACGGCUGCUCCGACAUGAAGGACUCUCAGAAAUUCAAAGAGUUCCUGCAGGACAAAUACGAGAAGAAGAAGUGGCAUUUUUCCAAAAGUAAGAACCGGAGGGACGUUGAGGGUCCUUGGAGUCCGGGGGUCCAGGCGGUGCCCCCUUCCCAUGGUCCCUUAGCGAGCCAGGCCCCCUCCCAUAACCUGCCCCCUAACGCCAGAACCACAAGGCCACUGUCUCAGUCCCAGCUGCCGUCGUGGGAUCGAGCUCCCGUGAUCUCGCCCGCCGACAUGCGGACGGACGCGUUCACCGCUCGCCCAUCGCGCUCCCAAAGCUUCAGAGACCCCCCUCUGAAAGAUCCCACCCUGUGCGGGAUAGAACGACAGCGGCCUGGCUCCCUGUCGUCAGGGCUGGGAGCGCAGAGCCACGUCCCUUCCUUCCCCGCCCUCCCGCGGCCCUCAGCCAGUAGCUCUUUCAAAAACCACUUCACUUUAGGUCGUACAGUAUCGGCCUCGGGGACCACGGGGCCCUUCAGGGCCUUCCCCAAGUCUCUCAGCGUCGACUUCGGAGGUCUGAGCCACCCUCAGCAGCAGACUCUGCCUCAGUCUCUGUCCCAGCAGCAGCACGGAAGCGCCGGCCAGACGACGACGCAUGUCGGCAGCUCCAACGCCCAGGACCGAUAUGCCGCGGUGUCACAUCUAGACAACAUCUUCGCUGACCCGCCAACGGUCACAGCUCCACCUGGUGGUCCUCCGCAGUACAACGCCAUCUUCGGCAGCAGGCUCUCGUCCAGCUCUACUCCUGCCAGUUCCCCCGGUGUCGAUACAGGCUCCGGCUCCCAAACCUUUGCAAAUUUCCCCAACCCAUUCAGCUCCAGCUCGGCCUCCCAGCAGCCCGUUGCCCUCUCCCCCAGUAACCCCUUCAGCAACGCAUCAGGAGGUGACUCCAGUGCGUUUGUCACCUCGCCCACCUCCGUCUUUCCUCCGUCCGCCUCCUUCCCAGCGCCCAACACCCAGAAUGCAUUUCAUCAUGAGUCAGCCACCAACCAGGAAGCCAACGGUUUUGCCUCCUUCCCUGCGCCCGACUCUCAGCCCAAAGUCCCCCGGCCGAUGUCGGUGAACCCGUUCACGGGGAAUGUUUACCCCAGUCGAGGGACGUCGCGAAACCCUUUCAUCUGAACCCCCCUCCCACCCCAACUCUCCACCCCAUUCAUCUCUGGGAACUGAGGGAGAAGUGAACUUGAGGAGUCGCUGCCAUUUCAAUGCCUCUGGAGUAUUCUCACCCUCUGAGGGAGGGUUUCUCUCUCUUUCUCUCUCUCUCUCUCUCUCUCUCUCUCUCCCUCCUCUCUGUCUGUGUUUACGUGUUUGUAGAGGAAGAAAAAAAAGGUGUGAAUGUAAUUAUGAAAUUCAUGUAUGUGUGAGAUCGGUCGCCUGCUGUGUUUGUAUGUCAAAAAAGGUGUUUGUGUGCCAGUAAGACGCCACCUCAGGGCUCUGUGGGGAGUCACGAGUAAACUCUGAUUUUGUUGCAGAACACACACACAUAUGACACACACACACAUACAUGUCGCUGCUGCUGCUGCUUUCAUCUCCUGCUUAGAAGUGCAAAAAAAACAACAGCCCAAUAGCGUCAGCGUCGUCUCCUGGUUUUUAAAAACACUCAGUCGUCCAAAGGAAGAGCCAGUUGAGACUCUCGAUCACGAGUUUUUCUACAGAUGGUCAUAACAGCCUUAACAGCCUCCUGGUGCAUGUGAAUUAGCGUCGAAAAGAUAAGACGGGCUUCUCUCUCUGUGACGGGUGCGUGGAACAUGUUUGCAUUCGUCACCGUUACAUUUUUUUCACGUCAUCCUUUUUGAAGGAUAAUCGUAUGUUUUCCACUUCCUAGGCUGCAUGCGCUUAGAGGGCUAAAAGGAGAUAACUACUGAAUGUAAAAGCAAUUUCAGAAUAACUUUAAUGUGUAUAAAAAAAAAAACGUCAUCGCUUCAUGUUCCGGACCAAAAUGUUUUCUCACUUGUUUUUUUUAGAUUUGUUUUUUUUGACAUGGAGGCGAAGUUCAUUUCUCUUUAUUUUGCCAAAAAGAAAAAAGAGAGAUUCAUGUGUCUUUGUAAUGACAAAAGUAUUCAUGUUCAUAAAAUCAGUUUGUUGCUUCUUAA
Messenger RNA from Sebastes umbrosus (honeycomb rockfish), 2649 nucleotides. It is a transcript of the gene agfg2, whose product is annotated as ArfGAP with FG repeats 2. Gene Ontology annotation, molecular function: GTPase activator activity. The record is from RefSeq and is a predicted model, not a curated record. The transcript is spliced from 14 exons. NCBI's taxonomy places the organism in Eukaryota, Metazoa, Chordata, Actinopteri, Perciformes, Sebastidae. The coding region runs from base 215 to 1678 and encodes 487 amino acids.